Molecule: messenger RNA, 945 nt
Organism: Nyctereutes procyonoides (raccoon dog)
Lineage: Eukaryota; Metazoa; Chordata; Mammalia; Carnivora; Canidae
Product: olfactory receptor 24-like
Exons: 1
Biological process (GO): G protein-coupled receptor signaling pathway
Cellular component (GO): membrane
Molecular function (GO): olfactory receptor activity; G protein-coupled receptor activity
Source: RefSeq, a predicted model, not a curated record
UGCCUGGACAUGGACAAUCAGACCCGGAUCUUUGAAUUUAUCCUCCUUGGCCUCUCUGAGCAGCCAUUGCAGCAGCAGGUGUUCUUUGGUCUGUCUUUCAGCCUGUAUCUGAUUGGGUGCAUGGGGAAUCUGCUCAGCAUUCUGGCCAUCCUCUUGGACCCUCACCUCCACAGCCCCAUGUACUUCUUCCUCAGCAACCUGUCUCUUCUUGACAUCUGCUUUGCCUCCACCACCAUCCCCAAGAUGUUGGUGAACCACCUAUGUGGGCACAGCACCAUCUCCUCCAAGGCUUGCCUGACCCAGAUGUAUUUCUUCAUUACCUUUGGGGCAGCUGACAGCAUCCUUCUUUCCACCAUGGCUUAUGACCGCUAUCUAGCCAUCUGUUGCCCACUACGCUACAUCACAAUCAUGAGUGUUCUUCGUUGUGCCUUGCUGGUGGCAGUCCCCUGGAUCUCAGCAAACCUCAUCUCCAUGGUCCAUACUAUCCUGAUGACCCGCUUGUCCUUUUGCACCAAUAGGAUCCCACACUUUUUCUGUGACCUCAAUGCCUUGAUCAAGCUCUCCUGCUCCAAUACCCAAGUCAAUGAGAUGCUGGUGUUGGUCUUCGGGGGCUCAGUUGUUCUGAUCCCUUUUGUGUGCAUCAUGGCCUCUUAUACACCUAUUGCUAUGGCUGUGUGGAAGGUGCCCUCAGCACAGGGGAAGUGGAAAGCAUUCUCCACCUGUAGCUCUCACCUUUGUGUUGUUGCUCUCUUCUAUGGGACCAUUAUUGGGGUCUACUUCAACCCUGCAUCCACACACACCACCCAGAAGGACAUAGCAACCACAGUGAUGUACACCAUGGUCACCCCCAUGCUGAACCCCUUCAUAUAUAGCCUUCGGAACCGAGAUCUGAAGGAAGCCCUCUGGAAACUUCUCAAAGGAAACCACUUGGCUAAGCCUCUUUAA